UUAUUUCUGUGUGUGUGUCAGAGCUCGUCCAGUGAUCAGUGUGAACGCCACGUUGGACAUGACGCCUCAGAUCAUCAACCCGGAGGACAAGACCUGCACCCUGCCUGGUACCUCCACGCAGGUGUCCUGUUUUAAGGUGAAGUAUUGUCUGACGGCCCGUGGACACAGCGCCCCUUCUACUCUCAAUUUCCGUGUGGACCUCCUGCUGGACCGUCUGAAGCAGAAGGAGGCGACCAAACGUGUCCUAUUCCUGCACGGUAGCACCUUCCAGUACUCAAAGAACAUGACAGUGUCCAACGGAAAAACGCCGGCCUGCGAGGAGCAGCCCGUCUUCCUCAGGGACGACCGCGAGUUUCGGGAUAAGAUCACGCCGAUCUCCGUGACGAUGGAGUACAGUCUGGACUACCAGCGAGCCGCAGAUCAGACCGGACUGCUGCCCAUCAUCGACACGUCGGUGCCGUCCAACGUCACCAAGCAGGCUCACAUCCUGUUGGACUGUGGAGAAGAUAACAUCUGUAAACCUGACCUGAGGCUGUCGGUGUCCAGCGACCGCGAGCAGAUCUACAUCGGAGACGACAACGCUCUGACGCUGAUGAUCAGCGCCGAGAAUAAAGGCGAGGGAGCGUACGAGGCCGAGCUCCACGUCUACCCUCCGCAGCAGGCCGACUUCACCGGGGUCGUCCGCAGCCAGACGCUCAGCAGACUCUCCUGCGCCUACAAGAAGGAGAACCAGACCAAGAUGGUGGUGUGUGACCUGGGAAACCCCAUGAAGGGAGGAACCAAGGUCAGUGCUGCCGUCCAGAUUUGGCACCAAUUUUCCUCUUUUUCUUUCAUUUCAUCAUUAAACUUAAUGACGUGAUGAUCUGAAGUCACAUGACCGCACUCACCACGCCAACGUCCCGUCACCUGACCCCACUCACCAUGCCAACGUCCCGUCACCUGACCCCACUCACCACGCCAACGUCCAAUCACAUGACCCCA
Plectropomus leopardus (leopard coralgrouper) is the source of this 981-nucleotide messenger RNA. Lineage: Eukaryota; Metazoa; Chordata; Actinopteri; Perciformes; Serranidae. The record is from RefSeq and is a predicted model, not a curated record.